Molecule: messenger RNA, 3228 nt
Organism: Polypterus senegalus (gray bichir)
Lineage: Eukaryota; Metazoa; Chordata; Cladistia; Polypteriformes; Polypteridae
Gene: arid5a
Product: AT rich interactive domain 5A (MRF1-like)
Exons: 7
Coding region: 122-2278 (718 amino acids)
Biological process (GO): regulation of transcription by RNA polymerase II
Cellular component (GO): nucleus
Molecular function (GO): transcription cis-regulatory region binding
Source: RefSeq, a predicted model, not a curated record
CCGAACGGGCGGCGAGCGUAGAGUUUGCAGCCCUGGUAAGCUUUAAUGGACUAAGUGAAUUCAAAAGACAAAAAUUAUUACCGAAGAAAACAUUCUUUUUAUCUAGCAAAAUCACUUCACAAUGGCAUCCAUUCAAAGUUGUCGGUCACGAAGAAAGCCAAGCCAGACAGAUUCUAGUGAAGGGGAUAGUGCGGCAGAAAAUGAUGAGACAUUGCUUCAGGCAAAUUCAGAGGCUGAAUUUUCAGACCAAGCAGAAGGUACUGUUGUGAAAGAGGUAGCAGGGCAGUCAGAGAUGAAGGACCAGGAGGAGAAAACCUUUAUGGCUAACCUCUACACGUUCAUGAAGGAAAGAAGUACACCUAUAGAAAGGAUCCCUCACCUGGGCUUUAAACAAAUCAACCUCUGGAGUAUAUACAAGGCAGUAGAGAAAAUGGGAGGCUACGACUCAGUAACUGCUCGUCGCUUGUGGAAGAAUGUGUAUGAUGAGCUAGGAGGAAGUCCGGGAAGCACCAGCGCAGCAACAUGCACACGACGCCACUAUGAAAAGCUGGUUUUGCCAUAUGAACGCUGGCUGAGGGGUGAAGAGGACAAACCUCUGCCUCCCACUAAACCCCGCAAAUACCAGACCACACCCAAAGAGGUAAAGGGUAUGAAGACAGAGGUGAAAAAGAAGAAAGACCAGCAAGAGAAGAAUUACAAAGCCAGUGAUGGUGAUAAGAUGCAAGAGAUAAAGGAAGAUCACCCAAGGUGUGAAUAUAGGAUCUGCUUGCAUAGUUCCCAUGGGUCAGCUCAGCUGAAAACACAGGACAGUCUUGGUCCUAAUGGAUCACACAACCAGAAAGAGAUGGAGGAUGCAACAAAUGUGAGACUUCAUGAUGAAUGCGAAAGUUCACUCAAGAAUAAACAUGCAGGCAUUUGUCCACUUCCUGCUGGCUCUCAGAAUUGCCAGUCAGGCAUUUCCUACCCAAGCUCACAGCCAAUCAAAAGUUUAGUGUCCAGUUUCCAAUCUAAAUGCAGCCAUGGAGCAGGAAUUUCACCUCUUGUGAAGAAGAAGCUUGCAGCCCAAGCAAGUAGUGCCAGCUCCUUUAAUUCCCUGCAGGAGGAAGCUGUGGAAAAGGGGGUUGACAGCCAGCGAUUGUGUUCUAGCCCAGAGGAUGACACUGGGAGACCGUCUGUUAUUCACCACACUCAACUUCCAGAGCAUCCCGGGCCAACAGACUCAAGCCGGACCUCAGAAGAUGGAUCACCAAUACCUGCUUCCUCACCAAGUCUGUCAUUGUGUUCUUCCUCGGAGGAUUCCUUUUCUCAGCCAGAGGAUAACAAGAUAACACCAGAAAGAUCUCGCCCGUCAGCAUACAUUGGUAGUUUUACAUCAGUGCCAUUUGCUAAUGGUGUCUACAAACCCCUAAGUCAUUAUCCAAGUAAAGAACAUCCCAGCUACCUACAGCUCCCAAAGACCUAUCUGGAUGAUACAUCUUACAAGACUGCAGGUAGCAGGACCUGUGCACAGUCAGACUCAGGUUCUCUUAUCUCACGAGAGCAAGCAACAGACAUGUCCUUGCCCCGAAGUGCCUGGAGUAGAGGCGGGAAAGAGCAACACAGGAUACCCUCACCCAAAUGCAACCAUCAGGCAGCUUCUUCUUCAACUUGUAGUCCUAAAGCCUGCUGGGUACCUCCAAUGCCUCUAUCCAGUUUCACCAAGGUGAAACCAAAAGCUGGUGAAGCUACUGCCUAUAGCUUUCUGUCAGGAGGUGCAAUAGCUCAUCAGGGCUUCAAACUACAUGAAAUGCAGAAACGAGCUUUGGAGGAUCCAGACCCUGCUGCAACAUUUACAAAAAAGUUCAAAGUAGUGCCUCCUUUGCCGAAAAACUCUGUAAACAUGAAGGACAAAUUAGAACCUGGAAUCGUUAAGCCAUUUGCCACUCACAAACUGGUGCAGCCACAGGCCAGCCUUGCCCUCCCAGCUCUGCUUCCUUGCUAUGACCAUGCUAGACCAAUGGCCUCAACUUACUCAUUGGAGCAACUGAAAAACUUCUCUUUGCUGUCUCCUCCUCCCAACCCUUAUGUGUACCCUUCACUGCCAGCCCAUGUGGCCCUACCUGCUUCUGCGUCUCAGCUCCCAGAGUCAGUCUACCACUACAUUGGCGCCACUCCAUUCAUCCCCCAGUAUGAAGCCAGCCGCCGUUCCCGUCUCUACUCCAUCCCCCUUUGCUUUUCUCAAGCAGGUUAUGCUUUACCUAGUUUGCACCAGAUGUACCCAAACACUAAACUGUCCUAAGCCUGCCUGCUGUACUUCAGAUGAGCAGCUGUAACUGUGUAACCAAGCAGGUCCACAAAAGGCCAAAAAACUUGAGGGAUCUCCUCUGUCCAAGACAAUGGUGCUGCUAUUUUGUUGUUAAUUUUUAUUUUCCACAGUUUUUCUGAAUAGAGUUACUGUUACUGAUUGCAGGAAACAUUGAAACCAAUCAGACUGAGUAUCAGACUGAAAGCCUUCAGGGAGAAUAAAGUCUUUACUAUGCAGACUGCUUACUGUUCUUGUUACUGUAUUUGGGUUUCUUUGCUUUUACAAGAAAAGCAUUCCUCACAAAUCUCCGUAUCGCCUCGUUGGCCCACUUCAGGAGGAUCUGUCCCCCACGCAGUCACCUGGAGCAUUUCGUUCUCUCAGCUAAAUGUGAUGCCACAGGCAGGAAACACAGCCAUUUCCCAGUGAGCUGUGAUGAUUCACCAAGAAGGAAAAACAAACUAACUCAUUUACAUUAAGUGACUUAUUCAUUCUGGGGAAAACCUUGCUGCACGUUUUAUUUAUUAUAAAAUAUACUCUUGCAUUUCUAAUUUAAAUAUUGAGUCAGUUCCUUUUUUGGAAGGAAAAAUACAAAUGGUUAAAAAUAAAUUAUGGAAAGGUUGGAUUCUUUUGAGUUUUUUUUUCUUUGAUAUACUAGUGGCAGUGGAAAAAACCUUUUAAAGGCCUUUGUCUUUCCCAGUAAGGUGUAAUAAUUCAACUUGACUUGAGGUUUGGGUGUGCAAUGUGUUCAAUACAGUAUGUGGCUCUUAAAAUAAUAUAUACCUAUACUGUAUAUUUUAUUUUAUAGCAAUAAAGUGAACCUGACUUUUAUAUUUUAAUAUGUUAAUACUGUAUCAUCUAUUCUGUUUCAUAAAAAAUGUCGCCAUUGAUUUUGUAACUGCUAUAAGAUACUAUGUAUAUUUGAAAGAGAAAAGUGAGGAGGUUUU